AGCUUAAGUGACUUCAUGGUUGAGUGAAAAUGAUGUUAUAAUAAAAAACCUAAGGUGGAGAGAGGACUCAAGUCUGAUAAUGGGUGAUUUUUUAAUGUGUUUGUCCCAUGUAAAUGGGAUACAAUUACAUGUAUAGACCAAAAAGGGAUAUUUCAUUAGAUUAACCUCAAUACUGACCAAUGUGAGAGUGAGUGAAGAAAGAACAAAAUGUCAACUUAUAACGGGGUAUACACACCCAGCCCUACACCCAAGCCUCACCCCCGGGUCAGACCUGAGGCUGCAGAGAAUGCCAACAGACAGAAGGAUGCUGGGAACUGGUUCAGCCAUGAUAAUGGCCAGGGUUAUCAUUCUCCACCUCCACGAGAGAGGAUCAUGUCUGCUGAGGCCCGGAGGAACGCCCAACACAAUAAAGGGUCCCUUGGUGACCUGAUGUCAGGAAAAGGCAGCAACACUCCAGAUUUCGAGGUCCACCACAGGGUAAAACCAGAGGCAGAGGAGUACGCCAACAGGAAUCGGGGCGCCAUGGAAAAGUGGUUUGAUUACAGCCAGAAUCAAAAGUAUGAAUCUCCUCGCCCAGGGGAGAGACUCAGAACAGAGGAGGCUAAGAGGGUAGCUGAGGUCAAUAAAGGGGUGAUGGGUGAGUGUAUGGGGGGAUAUGCUGAUCCUCCCGUGAAGAAAGCUGUACAUCCAAGAUCUGUGAAGGCCGAAGCUGCAGAAAUGGCGGACAAAGGGAAAGGGGGAGCCAUGAAGGAUCUGAUGGUGAAUUACGGGAAUCUCCGUGUCGAUGAUGGAAGACAAGGGCCAAAAGUGAAAGGGAUGGAUGCAGAGGAAUAUGCCGAGAGAAACAAGGGGACUGUAAGUAAGCUGAUGAACAAUUACGCUGAUGUCCCGUUACCCGAGCAGCCCGCCCCCAAGGUUUACUUUGGAGGGGAGGAGGUGCAGGAGAAAUACCAAGGGAAGGAUAUGGGACCAAUGCUGAGGAUGGAGGGACGUCUUCCUGACCACGAACCUAAGGUCCACAAGCUACACCAAGAGUCCCAGGGACCAGGCUGGGAUGAAACUCCUCCUGUGGUAAGGUCAAGGCCAGAAGGUGACCGCGUGGCAGAUAAAUACCAUGAACAGCACAUCAGAAAUCUCCAGGUCAUGGACAUGGAGGCUCCCCCACCGUCUGUCCGCACCCCCAAGGUACCCCCACAACUCCAGGAGUCAGAGACACCGAGACCCAAGACUUCACCACCUCGCAUGCGACCGGAAGGUCGAUUUUCUUAUCAGAAAAAUCAGUCAUCAGAGAUGUUUUCCAUCAUGAAAGGGGAGACCAACCAAGUGUCAACGCCACGUAAAGUGAAUCGAAUGAUGCAGAGAUCAGAAAACUGGUAAAUCUAGUCAUCAGGACACAGUUAUCUGCCCUUGUCUACAGAGACCGUAAUCUCAAGUAUCCAGUCUCCUUAGUUUUUGUCUUUUGAACUUUUUGUUGCUGUUUAUUAUUUUUAUAUCCCAGCCAUUUUUUAAGAUACACACUUCAUAUUUUUAAGAGCAUCUUUUAGUUCAUACCUGUUUUAUCAUUUAAAUGCAAAUCUUGUUAACAUGAUGUGUUUAAGCAUCACAAUUUUAUACGUUUUUCCUUAAAACAUUAGAAAAGUGAAUUUACAUUAGAGCAGCUCUGUUGGAGAAAAUAUAUUUACAUGUAACAUAUCAAGUAAACUUAAUUCUAGUUUAAUAGAAUAUACCUGUAUGGUAGAAUUUAGUAUCUAAAAUGGAGGCCACUAAAUGAUAAGAUUUAGUGAUAUAGUUUAAUAUCAGUUGCAUAUGUGAAGUUGUUAUAUUGAGAAAAAAGGAAUAUGUGUUCAUUACUGAAUACUCCACUCUGGUUGUGAUUUUUUUAAAAACAAAAAUUCUGAAGACUUUCUUAAUGGUGCUAUAAUAAUUGUAGUGUAUCAAAUGAUAAUUUUAUGAAAAAUUAAUUUAUUACAUAAACAUGUAAGAUUUAAGAACAAAAACAAAGUUCAUAUUAUUGUUCACAAGGUUGUGUUAUGUAAAGUUGAAGAAUUCUUUUUUUUUCUCUAAAUGCAAAACGUAUAUUUCAACAAUAUUUACAGAAAUAGAAUUUAGAAAGUUGUUUUAAAAGAUGAAUUUUUACCUUGAUUAUUUUAUUUAAACAUCAUGAAACACUUGCUUAUUUGAUUCAAUGUUUUUUUGUGAUAUGAUGCUGUGUUGUUGAAAUUUUUUUCACAGUCAGUUUGAAGGAAGAAUCUAUGUCGUGUUAAACAGAUAUUUUUAAAAAAAUGUUUAAAUACAGAUUUGUUU
Molecule: messenger RNA, 2304 nt
Organism: Saccostrea cuccullata (small rock oyster)
Lineage: Eukaryota; Metazoa; Mollusca; Bivalvia; Ostreida; Ostreidae
Exons: 4
Coding region: 208-1377 (389 amino acids)
Source: RefSeq, a predicted model, not a curated record